Cydia pomonella (codling moth) is the source of this 5740-nucleotide messenger RNA. RefSeq lists its product as uncharacterized. The coding region runs from base 1066 to 1902 and encodes 278 amino acids. Lineage: Eukaryota; Metazoa; Arthropoda; Insecta; Lepidoptera; Tortricidae. The record is from RefSeq and is a predicted model, not a curated record. The transcript is spliced from 6 exons.
ACAAUUUUACAAAAAUGAAAUGUGUUUAUCAAUCAAGAUUAUUUAGGUAAUUCUAAUUAAUUAACUAUGAAUUUGCACAAGUAUUAGAUUGCGUUUGUUCAGAAUGAAUAUAAACACAAAACAAUUCAUAAGGAUAGAAUGACAAUAUCAGAGUUAGAGUACUAAUAUUAAUAAAAUUUGGAAGUGUAAAGGCUCUCCAAAUAUCAAAAUGAAAUUUUUCGUUUCAGGACUGUACCUCCGGUGUCCAAAACGUCUUCUCGCCCGCGCCAAUAAAUGUACGCACAAGUACGAGCAAGACGCACGAUAACUAAAUAACAUUAUUUUGAAUAUCAUCCUGAUAUCAAUUUACGUUCGAAUUUACCUUUUAGUCGUUGAUAUGACCGAUACAAACAUAUUUUUUGACUAUUUUAUUUGAAAUAAUGUGCGUAACAUAUUGCCAUACAUAUAAGAACUCUUCCCCACUGACCAGUUUUUGCGGGUACGCUCUGCAGGAUACCAUUUUACGACCGGAUUCGAAGAAUGAUUAAGACACGUUUAAGAUCUUGGAAAGAUUUUUAAAAGAUCAAUAACUAAACGACAUGUCAAAAUUGACGUUUAUUUCGAUUCCGCUGUGAUCCCAAUACGAUCUAUCUACGAUAUUUCUAAUGUCAAAGUGACAUUGGUUGCCCGAAUCGAGCUGUUUCUGUCAAUUAUACGACAUACAAACGAUAUCUAAAUGACUAAACUUAUCGUUAUCUUAUCUUAAUCGUAUCUCAUUCUUCGAAUCGAGCCGUUAGUAGUAUAAGUCCUUAUAUACUAACUUUCACACGAGAAUUCUGUUUGCGGGACACGACUACAGAAAACUGGACGUCAAUGGGCAAAGAGCUGAUAGCGACACUAACUCAGGCCCAAAUAUGAUCUUAUCAAGCUUUAAAAACAUCUUUUUAUCCACAUAUUUACACAGAUAAUGCAGAAUUGUUAAAGAGUAAAGACAGUCCGGGAGACACUGAGAUCUAAUUACGCUUCCCCCCGCAGUCGCGGCUCGGAGGCUGCGCGGACCGCACGCCCGCGAGUGAUGUGAGCAGAAUGGCGGUGCUGCUCGUGUUCGGUCUUUUCGUUGUGAUCGCAACAGCGCACAACAUAACCUUACUAGAGGUACCCCGCUACGGAGAUCCACGGAGAGACGCCAAUCUCGUGUGCCACUAUAUGAAUGAGAAAGGAGACCCUCCUCUUCACUCUGUCAAGUGGUACAGAGACAACAAUGAAAUAUUCAGAUACACGCCGGGGCAACAGCCGGAGACCCGCACAUUCAACACGACAGCCGGCACCAUCACUCGUGGCGACUGCAAUAAGCAUCGCUGCUCUAUCAACGUAGUGUUACCCAAACAUUACACCACCAGGAUAUCAUACACGUGUGAGGUGUCCACUGAGGGCCCGCGGUUCGCUGUUGUGAAGCAGACGAAGAACCUGACAGUCGCUGUGACGCUGAAACAGGACCCGGUGAUAACCGGAGUCCCGAGCACCGUGCAGCUGGGGGAAGACGUCAUGCUGAACUGUUCGACGGGCCCGGCCAUGCCGCCGGCCAACAUACAGUGGUUCAUAGAUGGCAAACCUGAAAUUAUUCAACCCUGGGAAGGCAACACAGAAGUAACAGUGGCCAGCGAGGAAGGUCUGCGUAUGAGCUGGCGGCCCCUACGGUUAACGAUAAGCACGCCACGAGGCGUAGUGGCGGUGCGGUGCGAGGCAAGGCAACCGGUGCGGCCGCCGUACGUGCGGUCGACGAAUGUUAGCCUCGCCGUGGCGCGGUCGCCGCAUUUAUCCAUGUUCACAGCUUCGGGCUCGAGCACAGCGCAUGCGGCGCUGGCGCUCCUGGCCGGCGCGUCACUGCAUCUAUUUUGUAAAAGUGCCUUGACUGAAGUAUAGUUUAGGACUAAUAUUUACGGAUCCGUUACCGUUGAGGAUCGAUCGCAGCUGUGUUCUUUAACAUAACAAUUUAAACUUACAUUUGACAUGGAAAUAAUAUCUAAUUGAUGUCUUUUUGUUCUCAUUCACGUGCGUUCUGCUCACACUGAUACGAUUGAAAUGCACGCACGAAUGAUAAAUAAAGGACAUUAUUUGAAAAAAUAAAUUAAAAAAUUAUUUAUUAUUACACACACAAAAAUGCAACCAAAAGGCAACCAGUUAAUAAAUUAAAAUCUAGAGAAUUAUGCCUAAAAAUAAAGGUAGUGUAUUUAAAUUUCGCUACUAGGAAUUGUCGUUAGUCAGUCUGUCAGUCUAGGGACUAGACUAAGUGGAUAGUAUUUAGGUAUUAUUUAAUGUCAAAGUGUACGUUUGAAUUGACCUCAUAAACUAUUUUGCUGAUUUGAAAUUGGGGAUGUGUCUUUACAGGUUCAAAUCGUGACCUAGUCGAUUUUUCGUUGUUUUAGUUUUAUCAUAAUUGCUUAAAAACAAACUCGUGUCAUAAUUGCUUUGUUUUAUGUAUAAUAGAAUGUAGUAAAACAAGAUAACACAUAAAUAUCUUUUUAUCUCAUUUAACUCAAUUACUCUUAUUUCACUGCCACAUUUAAUACAGUGAAAUAAACAGAUUUACAUGCAUAGGUUUAAUAAACGAAAUCCAAAUCUGUUUGCGUCGUAAAUGAAUAGGAUGGCAACAGGAAAUUGAUAAGUCCAGUUCUAUAAUUAAAUUAUAAAUUAUCAGGAUCGAAAAGGUUGCCUACCACUGCCGACUUGCUUACUUACCGUCCCGCUGCUAAUUAUAAUUACGUUGUGACGACCCUUCUUCGGCGGGAUCAGGGAUGGCAAACAAUGGGUUCGGGACAAUAGAGAUUAAAAGAUUUUGCCUAAUUAAGCGCAUUACAUUUCAAGAAAAUGGCGUCACUUAAAGAAUAUUAACUCAAUUAAUUUACUUAUCCAGUUAAGUCUGAUUUACAGGGCUAUUUCUAAUACAGUUUUUACACGUCCCUUCACAUUAGUAAAAUUAAAUAAUCCGUAGCCAUUAAUAAAUCAUACAGAAUGUUUAACCUGUUUCUACUGUACAAUUUCAGUGAAAAACGUUACAUCAAUGUGAAUAAAAAAAUACUUAUAGAAUAAAGUUAUUUGUGGCUAUGCGGAUUUAAUUGUUAUAAAAAAAUAGCUGCGAUUGACGUUCGGUGUAUGAAAAAAUAAACCAGUACUGCAUUGUGUAUUUUUUACAAUAUUUUCAUCUACCGCACACUUUAUUUAGGAUUUUAUGAUACUGAUUUUUUUUUUAAUGUUCGUAGUAGUUCUCAAAUUAAUUUUUUACUUUUAUAAUCGCACUAUCAUUUAAAUUAUUUUACAGUACAUAUGGUGCUACUUUCCCGCACUAGUGCAAAAAUUAGCAUAUUACGUUACUGUGUCGAACAUUUAAAGGGCCAUAUGUACUGUUAAACGUUAAACGAUACAUGUGCGAAUAGGUAAUUUGCAACUCGUGUCGAUUUAAAACACUCCCUUCGGUCGUGUUUUAAUUUAUCGCCACUCGUUUUGAAUUUCCUAUUUUUCGCACUUGUAUCGUAAUGUACUAUUACAGUUUGGAGCAAAUAGCAAAAGGAAAAAUAUACCUAUAUUUUUUUUGUAAACUUAAACCAUGCUUAACGAUAUUCAUCACAAAUAAAAAAUAUAGGUAGAAAACGUAGAUAAUACAAAAUAUAUUUUGUAAAAAAGUACAUAUGCAGUUCUGUUCAAGUCUAUUAUAAUUUUGAAUAAGAAAAUAUAUGAUAGAAUCAAUUUACUAUUUAAAUAUAGCAAGCACUGAAUUUGAAUGUUCUACGUCACGUAAAUUUGUAAUUAUUUACAUAUGUUGGGAAGCUAACUAAAAUAACGUGUCUAAAUUAAAUGAGUGUAUUGUAAAGUCUAAAAAUUACGUGUAAAUUGUUGUUAAGUAUAUUAAUUCGAUAAUGUUCUAACUAUUUUUAUUAAUGUUGGUGUGCAUUUGUUUUAUUGUAUUUAUAGAUAGUUUUUUAUUCAACUUAAGUAAAAUUAUUAAUAUAGGCGAUUUAACUAUCAAACAUGUCUUAGUAAAAUGAACGAAUUUUGUUUAAAAUAACAUUAUUAGAACAAUUUAAUUUAAAACAUUUCGUAGUAUUAUGAAAGAGAACGAAUCAACUUUUUGUUAUUUUUGCAAACCGUUAAAAAUGGUCUUCUGUCUUUGAAACCAUUUAAUCACCUAUAUAAUAUAAUAAGGUUUCUCUUAACUCUAAAUUCAAAGCAAAAUCUUGGAAUUAUAAUGCAAUUUUUUAUGGAACCACAUUUUUAUCACCAGUAUUCUAUUUUUCAACACACUUGCUCAAAACGACGUUUUUAUUCCACCGAUUUUUGGCUCAUAAUCCUAAAUAUUAAACACACGUGCUUUUUCAGUAUAUUAUAACACUCGUGAUUUUUCAUUAUAUUAUCCGACUGAGAUAAGAAGGUAACUGAUUGCUAAUAAUAUGCAUGGAAACGGAGCCUUCUUAAUUUGGUCGAGUAAUACAUUUUUUUUAACCAACUAUUGGUUUCAAAUGUUAGUUUAAAGAAGUUUUAUCACACCAAACAUAAUUUACAGAUUAAAUUAUCUCGUAAAUUACAUUAAUUAAUAAACAACAUUUUAUCGAUUUGAUCUCCAUCCGUCGAAUAAAAAUACGAAAAUAUUAGCUUUUUAUAUUUUUUUAAUUGGCUGUUUGUCGAUUUUGUUCGCGCCUUUGCCUUGCGCGCGCAUUACAAUCGUGCGUAAAAAAAAAAUAACACGCCAGCCAUUUGACGUAUUUGUCAUAAAAUUGGAAUAGUUUGGCAUAUUUUUAGUUUAUAUAUUGACGAAAUUUCAAGCAUUGAAAAUGCAGAACACUUCAAAUUGACGCUGCUAAUAAUACUAAUAGAGCCUUUUACCAUCAAAAUCGGGUGAAAAAUAAUUGGCGGCAUAUGAAACUUUUAUUCAAUGGAAAAUCAGCAAAAACGCCCAGUCUUUCUUGGAAAACGUGUUGGUAGCUUACUUCAAUGAACUGGCGAAUAAGUGCCUACAAGCCCAGCACGCUUUGGUGCAAUUAUUCGAUGUUAAAACUGUUAGCCAUCAUUUUGAAAAUUGUACUUUUACUGUUUUGACAAAAAAAAAUCUAAUUCAUAACUUUUAUAAGUUUUGUUUUUUCCUCGCAAGUGUGUUGAAGAACGUCGUAUGAAACGCGUGUGCAUUGGUCAUUACCCACAUCGGCUUUCUUAUUGCACAAUAUCGCCUCGUGUGUAAUGACCAACUUAGCACACUUGUAUCGUAAUGUACUAUUCUGUUUUUUUGACAGAAAAAUAAAAAUUAACAGGUUAUCUUAUGAGUAUAAAGUAUAUCGACGAAAACUGUCGAUUACCCCUGCUUUAGGGGUAUCGCCAAGAUAUUGUGCCGAAGUGAAGUGCCAAAUGUUGAAUGUAUGAGCGAACACCGUGUUUUGUUUUUAUAUGGAUGAAGAUGAAAAUAUAAUCAUUAAUAUUUUAUUAAUAACACUCUUUAACUCUUAUCGAAAAGGUGUAUUCGAGUAAUUUCGGAAAUUGAAUAAUUCCGAAAAAUAACACUCUUAUUUCGUCGUAACAAGACUCUUUUUUCGGAACUAUCCACUAUUUUAGUGUGUUUUUUUUCUUUCGAAAUUACCCAAAUUUACCUCACGGUUACUUUACUAUUAGUGACUUAUGAGAGCAAGUAUUUUAUUCAUAGCAUUAUAAAGACAUGUCCUUAUUUAUUAAAUGACUUUGUGACUUGUUUUUGUAAAUUAUACCUAAAUACUUAUGA